UUAUUGCGCAACAGAGGCAUACCCCGGCUUCGCUGAUGCCAGGAAUACAUACUCCUUGGCCAGAUCUAAACGAGCCGAGAUGGUAGAGAACAUGGAACCAAGCCACUGUCAAUCAGCAUUCAAAUGGGUUCCCAGUCACGUGUGCUCGCGGAUUUCCGUCACUGUGCUGGGCGAACUCCCCCACCUACGGGUCCAGUCUUGGUCGCUAUCAAAUACGCGACCAUCGCGUCUCCUCCCAAAGGCUGCCAACAGCCAACCAUUUGAGCUCCAAGCCCGUAAUGGCGACCCGCUGGGGACGGCGGAGCACUACCACGUCCAAAUUAAAGUCGCCCGACUCCUCGCCAGAAAGCUCCCCUACCCCGUCGUUUUGUACCGCUAGCGAGACAGCCGAGCGCGACGAUGACGUCGUGACCACGGCCAAGACCAGCCCAACCCGCCUCGACGACAAGCUGCAAGUCAGCGACCCCGACACGCCCAUGAAAGGGCACAAUGACCCGGACGAGGAGGAGGAGGACCUCGGCAGUGAUGAGGUGCUGCUGCCGUACCGCCCAGCCAAGAAGCUUCCGCGCGAGGUCAGAGAGCACUCCAAGAUCUAUCUCGAGGAGGAGCUGUACGGCGCCGCGAUCGAGAUGCUCGGGAGUCUCAUGUCUUCUGGGGGCCAUCGGCCUCGCUCCAAGCAGCGCCCAGCACUAGUCCCGCCGCCCAACCAGGUCGCAUUCCUGGCCAGUCUCGCCAUCCACCCGCUCUACACGAACCGACCGACCGAGAUGUCGCACCGCACGAUAGGGUCCCAGGCCAUGCAGUACCUGCGCGGCCUCUUGGGCUCGGCGGGCCCCGUCCACGCCAACUUCCGCACCGCCUUCGACUUCGAGCCCUGGCGCCGGCACGGGAGGCGCGGCCUGUCGGCGGGCGUCGAGGACGAGGCCAACGAGGAGGACGAGGCCAUGGGCGGCCGCUUCGCGCCGAGCCAUAUCGUCUUCUCCAAGGCCGAGAGCUUCUGGAGGCUGCUCGGCUGGGCCUUCAACUGCAGCGCCCUCCACCCCGAGCGGUGGAGGUACUGGGAGAGCUGGCUAGGCUUCAUGGCGGACGUCUUGGACGCCGACUACAGGGAAAGGGAGAGGCUGGACACCAGCGGCGGCGCCGACGGCAGCGACUGGCGCCGCGGCUCGCUGCUGCUCCGCUACGUCCGCGACCUGGAUCGUUCCGCCGUCAAGGGGAUGGUGAGGGCCCUGUUCGCCGACGGGAGCGCCGCCUCUCUCCGCGAGUUCCCGGAGCUGUAUGACAGGGAGGCCAAGGUGAGGACGGGCGCCGGUAACAAGCGGAAGCGCACCCUGAGCUCGGACCUGGAUCUCGCCAACGAUAAUUUUGGUGACUAUUUCGACGACGACGGUCUGAGCUCCGAAGGGUCUGCCCCCGAGUCCCCCACACGACAGACGGCGGGUUCGCGCCAAAAACGGAUGGAAGUGGCACCGCCCCCGAGCGAGGAGCUCAUGGCGUCUGUGAGCCUACGUCUACGCUUUUUCGAUAUGGUCGGGAAAGCGUUUGACUUUUUGGACAACGCAGAAUGCCAGACGGAGCUGUUCGGUGUCUUCUCCAGCAACCUCCGGUCCUUGCCGGUCCCGCUGUAUGAGCUAUACGUGGCCUCGCACAGGACGGAGAUGGACUCGAGGUCUCAGAUCUCGCUGCUCCUCGACGCCGUCGGCACAUUUCGCCCAACGUCGGCUCCGAAACCCAUCAGGGUGGACAAGGCGGCGGCGACCGGCGGCUUCAUCAACAUGCUGAUCAUGGAGAAGUGCUACCUGCCCUUUGCCGCCACCAGCACGGCUGAGGGGAACGCCAAGUUCUCGCUCGUCCUCGAGUCGCUAUUCCGCAUACUGUGGGUUAACGACCAGGUAUCCUACUCAACCGAGCUAGACGAGGCGGUCCGGACCGGGGUCGCGCUGCGGAACGACCGGUCCAAGCCCAAAAAGAGCGCCCGCUCCAAGGACGGGGCUGAGGAGGCCGCUCGCAAGAUACUGGCGCAGUCGGGGUCGCGCCUCGAGUACCUAAUGGAGAUCGUUGCAGAGGAAGAACAAUCCGACGGCGACACGGAUGCCGAGUAGGGGGUUCAAGAAGCCCUGGCGCCAUGGCUUGUGGGAUAAUUGGUUAAAGGCAGGAAAGUCCUAAAGAGACAUUUUUUUACUUUUCGUUAAUGUUUUGUUAUAUCUACCUGUCUCUAUCCAUCUCUGGGUCUGCCUUGUGACGCCAAAAGGGCAUCACUGGUGGAGUAGGCUUGCUUCUUUUAUCGCUUGUUGGGAUGGGAUUUUGCUUCAGCAAGGCGUUUGUGGAAUAUCACCGGCUCUGGUGGCGGAAACAUGUAUUUUUCACGAGUGUGCUUUUGGGCUUUAAUACCACCGGCGUUGAAUGUUGAUCGCUCCGAGGCAUGCAUGCCUUUUUGGCGAGGCUUUCGGUGAAUAGAUAUUGAAUAAAGG
Messenger RNA from Gaeumannomyces tritici R3-111a-1, 2471 nucleotides. RefSeq lists its product as hypothetical. NCBI's taxonomy places the organism in Eukaryota, Fungi, Ascomycota, Sordariomycetes, Magnaporthales, Magnaporthaceae. The record is from RefSeq and is a predicted model, not a curated record. The transcript has 3 exons. The coding region runs from base 279 to 2102 and encodes 607 amino acids.